Coniosporium apollinis CBS 100218 is the source of this 399-nucleotide messenger RNA. RefSeq lists its product as uncharacterized. The transcript is spliced from 3 exons. Bases 1 to 399 code for a protein of 132 amino acids. NCBI's taxonomy places the organism in Eukaryota, Fungi, Ascomycota, Dothideomycetes. The record is from RefSeq and is a predicted model, not a curated record.
AUGGCCGACAAGAAGACCGAGGAGCAGGUCAAGGCCGGCGCGCUGCAAACGCUGCGGACAUGGGGCGAAAACCCCCUCCCCCCAACCCUCCUCGCAACGCUAGUAACAGCUCAGCACAUGCGUCCCUUCCAAGCGCUCCCGAUGCUCUUCCCCCCCGCCCUCCUCUUCGCGACAUACAUGAACCUCAACUCCUACAAGAUCGAUAGCGCGGGCUUCACGGCUGCGCUGAGUGGGCUGUACUUUGUGCUUGCGCAGCGGAGGAAGCAGAAAUUCGCCAACAAGUUCGGCGCGAGGGGCCUUAUUAGGGGGGCAACGCUGGGGCUUUGUGCGGCUAAUGUCGCGGGCUGUGGUGUUGCGUAUGCGUUUGGGAGUCGGCGGAUGGAGGAGGCGGCGAGGUAG